AUGACUUCAACAAGAAAAACACAAAAUGUUUUUGCUCAUAGUCCUUCAUUACAAAUUCUUUGGAAAUGUGCUGGCCAACGACGUUUAGUAACUAAAACAUUAAUUAAUUCACCUAAUUUCAAAACUAUUUAUACUGAUGUUCUGCAAUAUAUUAAUUCGAAAAAUCGUCGUCGUUCACCAUUAGCACUUAUUCUUGAUAGUCAUCUUAUGCUUGGUCUUGUUUAUGUUUAUUCUAAAAGUGUCAUUCUAUGGCAUCAGGAUGUAGAAAAAUUAUACAAAGAUGCUAUUGUACAUCGAUUUUUUGAAUUUGAUGAUCCAACAAAAGUAAAAUUAACACGUAAAAAAGAAGCGGUUUUAACUACUACACAAUGGCAAAUUGAUAUUGAUGAAAAUCUAUUACCAGACGAAAGAAUAUUAUUAGAAAGAGAUUUUUCAAUUGAAAUUCCACGUCAAGUAACACCACCACAAGUUGUUCAAUCACCUGAUAAUUUACCACCACUUCCAUGGGAAGUUUCUAAACCAACUCAUGGAAAACGUAUUACAUUGUUACCUGAUAUUGAAGAGCCAAUGCCAAAAUUUGAUAUAAUUGAUGAUCGUUUUGGUGAACCAUUACCAGUUCCACCAACAACAGCAAUGGAUAUUGAUGAACGUUAUGAUCGAACAUUUUUUCGUACUUCAUCUGAAGAUCGAAGUAAAGAAUUACUUCAAGCACCACGAGCUGAUCGACAUAUAGGUGCAACUGAUCGAUAUAUACAUCCAAGUAAAGAUCGUACUAUUGAUGAAAAUUUUCCACCACGUGACGUAUUAUCUGAUUUGCCACCAUUACUAAUGCCACUUAUGGAUACAACAGUAGCACCUAUGGAAUCUGAACCUAUAACACGUGAUCAAUUUUCUAUUGAUGCACUUGCUUUUAUAACAAGUGCUAUUGAUACAUAUCCAAUAUAUGAUUCAAUACCAACAAAAACUAUUUUACUUGGUGCUGAUUGUAUUUCGACUAGUAAUGAUGUUCCUUUAAUUUUUGUUCAAGAACCAACAGUAAUUGGUGCAGAUGAAGUACCUAUUCCAAUGGAUACAUUACCUCCAUUAGAUCAACAAUUACCACAUGAAGUGCCAAGAAGAUCAGGUAUUGAUGCUCAAGUACCUGAUGUAAUGAUGGUAUCAUCUGAUGGAAAAGAAUAUUUUCGUGUUUCAAAAAAGAAACGUAAUGCACCCAAUGCAUUAAAUAAAAAACGAAAGAAUACGAAGCUUUAUGAAGAUAUUGUUGAUUUUAAUUAUGAUAUAUUAAAAGUAAUUGAAGAAGAAGAAGAUGAAGAAUUUGAAAAAAAUAAACAAAAACAACAACCAUGGUCAACAUUAAUUGGUCGAAAUGGAACGAAACGAAUGAAGAAAUUAUUGGAUAAAGCUAAAAUUGCAAUGACUAAUACUGAUCUUGAUGCAAUUAUUGGUGAUAUUACAAAUAUAGCAAACAUAUUAAUCGAUCCAAAUGAGUCUGGAAAUCUUGCCGAAGUACGUCGUACAGGACAAGAAAUGGCAAUUCGACGAGGUCAAUCAAGUGGUCUUUUACCUAGAGCAGAUACUCGUCCAUCGAUUGUACCAAUGAUAGAAGAUCGUAUAUCACAAUUACCAGCACCAACAAGUGAUGGUGGUAUUCUUCCACCAUUACCAAGUGGUUUCGAUGAUCUUCCAUUAGUACCACCAGUACCAUUUGAAUCAUUAGUUGAUAAUCGACAACCACUUUCACCAUUACAAACAAAACGUCGAGGACGAACAACAAUUACAUCACCUGUUGAACCAUCACCAACGUGGCAAGAGAAACAAAAACAAAAAGCCAUUGAAGAUAUUCUCAAUGUUGCUGAUAAUUCUAAUGGUGGUUCAUUUAAUCAAUUACUUAAACGAUCAGAUAUAAAUCGAAUUUUAGCAGCGCGUCAUUUUAAUGUAUUACUUGUACUUUGUGGUGAAGGACGAGUAAAAGUUAAUCAACAAGAACCAUAUGGAAAAAUAAAUAUUUUUAUUAAUGAUCAAUAUAAUGCAAUGAAACAAAUUGUACCUAAUUUACAAAAUGUAUCAUAUUCAGAAACAAUGGAAAGUGAUGAUAGUCGUUUUUAA
Messenger RNA from Adineta steineri, 2106 nucleotides. NCBI's taxonomy places the organism in Eukaryota, Metazoa, Rotifera, Eurotatoria, Adinetida, Adinetidae. The record is from the annotation of a GenBank genome assembly.